This is a messenger RNA of Notothenia coriiceps (black rockcod), 697 nucleotides long. RefSeq names its product proteasome subunit beta type-3-like. Gene Ontology annotation, cellular component: proteasome core complex; cytoplasm. The transcript is spliced from 2 exons. The record is from RefSeq and is a predicted model, not a curated record. NCBI's taxonomy places the organism in Eukaryota, Metazoa, Chordata, Actinopteri, Perciformes, Nototheniidae. The annotation marks the transcript as partial.
UGUAAAUAUCUGAGGAUUGAUGGAUGUCUUUGCCUUGUGUGUAGAUCCCAGAGGCUUAAAUUCAGACUGAACCUGUACGAGCUGAAGGAGGGUCGCCAGAUCAAGCCCAAGACCUUCAUGAGCAUGGUGUCCAACCUGUUGUACGAGAAGAGGUUUGGGCCAUACUACAUCGAGCCUGUGAUCGCCGGAAUAGAUCCAAAAACCUCCGAACCAUUCAUCUGCUCCUUGGAUCUGAUUGGCUGCCCCAUGGUGACAGAAGACUUUGUUGUGAGCGGAAGUUGUGGUUCUCUCCUUGUUGCAUUAUUAUUUGCACAGUGGCAGCUCUUUAACCUGCAUUACAGCACCUUCAUAUUCACUGACCACACUCACUAGAGGAAGCAGGGCUGUGUGAUAUAUUGCUAUUGUAAAAAAGAUGUUUACUGAAAAGAUUAAAUGAUACUAAGAAGACUGAAUAAUACAUGGUUUCUUAUUUACAUUUACAAUAACCCUCAAUGGCCAUACAUGGGAGCGUCACCAGACCAAUUGUCAUCUCUAGAAUAUUGUUGAAUGAAUUAAGCCUGAAUGUAGAUGAAAGUUGUAUAUUGAUUAGGGCUACACAAUUUACAACACACAAAGAUGUUUACUGAAAAGACUUGAACACAAGAUGUUUGAACACAAAAAGAUGUUUACUGAAAAGAUUAAAUGAUACUGAAUAAUA